Molecule: messenger RNA, 606 nt
Organism: Talaromyces atroroseus
Lineage: Eukaryota; Fungi; Ascomycota; Eurotiomycetes; Eurotiales; Trichocomaceae
Exons: 5
Coding region: 1-606 (201 amino acids)
Source: RefSeq, a predicted model, not a curated record
AUGCCGGUCCAAUGUGCUCAUUGCCUUAUUCUUUUCUUCAGCCUGGUAAACGUCUUGGAAGCCCUCUUGAUCGGCUUGAACAGCCCUUGGAUCAAUCAAGUCAUAGUAUACGUCAAGCUUACGAUGGGGGGUCCUCUGCAUGUCAAUGGUCACCAAGCGAUAUAUCGUGAAUCGAUCAAGACAAUCAACAAACCAGUUAUUCCCGAGAGACUUUACGACGCCGCUGCUAUUCUCCAGACCGUGAAGGAGGACAUCGGUGGAUACAAUAAAGACAGUUCGAUAGUAGCGCUUCCGCCUACAGGACUAUUGCCUUCGCGACGGUUCCCAUGGGACUCGACGAAGCACAUAUACGCUCUCUCUGGUUAUCAUAGCUUGCAUAGUGUGCAAAAUAUCUAUCAGACUCUACUCAAGCUUUCCGGCGAUGAACCGCUUAGUGGUCAUGCACUUCACUCCCUCGUAGUCCUCUGGGAGGACAGUCUUUGCACAGCCGACAUGACGCCUCGAUCCGUCGCCGACAACCUGUUGUUUAAUAACACUGCUGUAGCAGAAGCCGGACAGAUGCGGGACUCGCCUUACCAAGAAAAGCGCAAGGAGCAAAGGGUGUAG